AUGGGUCUAAUCAGCGCCUACUGCAUGUGGACUCGGCUAUCUGACGACUUAGCACCAGCUUUAGAACAGCAUGCCAACAUGUCCAAUCGUUACUGCAAGACCUCCGAUUACAUGAAUCUCUGUUUCAAAGUCAAGUGGUUCUACAAUACUCACAUCUCGGAGGUUCCAGAACUCAAAAACGUCGUUCCUGGCUAUCCCAGUUGGUUUGAGCCAUUUGUAAUGCAAUGGCUAAAUGAAAAUGACGAGAUCUCAAUGGAUUUCUUACGAAAUGCCUACCAACGUGAUAAGAAGGAUGGAUUUCAUCGUUCCAGUGGUCAAGCGCUCUUCUCAAACUCCGUGGUGGAUGUAUUCACUCAGCUGAAUCAGUGUUUCGACAUAAUGAAGAAAUUAGAGUGUCCGGAUCCGGUAGUCAACGAUCGAUUUCUAAACCGUUUCUCUCAGACAGUUGGAAAAGUUCUUCUCACCUAUGCGGAAGUGGUCAAAGCCGAUUUUGGUCAUUGGGUGGAAUCUCGAGAAACCGCCUGUAUUCUAAUGAACAACAUCCAACAAUGUCGUGUUCAAUUGGAGAAAGUUUAUGAAUCCAUGGGAGGUGACCGAAGCCUCAAGGAGGAUACAAAAAUGGUAAUGCAUGACCUUCAACAAAUGCUCAAUGAUGCCAUCGAUGUGAUGGCGGAGAAAUAUUCGGUUGCUCUAAAACCACCCGUUGUGAACAAGGUUAUGGAGGUUAAUAAGCUACUGCAUCAGGUAUCAUCCAAUUCCAAGGCCAAUAUUGAAUCUGAAGCCGAUCUUAUCUUACGACCCCUGAUGGAUCACUUCGAAUCUUCCUUAUCCAUCUACGCUGAUGUCUGCGAGAAGACAGUGUUGAAAAGAAUUCUGAAAGAGCUCUGGAAGAUCACGAUGUACACAUUUGAGAAACAGGUCGUUCUUCCACCAGUAUCUGAUCCCAGUGCUCUUUUCCUCAAUCUCUCAAUUCCAUCAAACGCAACGGCCAAACUGACAAGUGUUUCUCAGACACUACUGAGUAAUGUCAGUAGCCAGUUACCAAACAAUAAACUUCUCCAGGAGAUGUCAAAAGAGACUUCCAAUAUGACUCUAAAGAAUUUGAAUCAGCGACAUUGUCAGAUUAUGGGCAUUGCUUUGGACGCCAUCAAAUCUUACUUCCAUGCAGGCGGUAGCGGCUUAAAGAACAGUUAUCUGGAGAAGUCACCAGAAUUCCUCUCCCUUCAACAUGCUCUCUCACUGUACACGCAGUCAACAGAUACACUGAUCAAGAACUUCGUCAACACUCAGAAAUCGCAAGACAAACCGGCCGUUGAAGACAGUGUCGGUGAACUCUCCAUUCAAGUGGACCUCUUCCGACAUCCGUCUCAUGGGGAACACAAAGUCACCGUUUCAAUUCUAUCAGCAAGCAAUCUUAAAUGGGUAACCAAUGGAACCUUCAGACCAUUCGUUGAGGUGUACAUUGUUGGACCCCUACUAGCUGACAAGAAGCGCAAAUUUGCAACCAAGUCUAAAACCGGUGUCUGGUCUCCGACUUUCAAUGAGACAGUCACAUUCAUGCUAGGAGCUGGCUCAGAGCCCGAAUCCUACGAACUGCAUAUGUGUGCUAAGGACUACUGUUUUGGUCGAGCAGAUCGAUUGAUCGGUUUAACAGUUCUUCAGUUGAGAGAUUUGACAGCAAGUACUGACACACUUGGUCUGGGAACUAGUGGGGCCUGUGCAUGUUGGUGUGCCUUGGGUCGUCGUUUGCAGCUAGAUGAAUCAGGUUGGACCAUUCUACGGAUUCUUUCUCAACGACCCUCUGAUGAGGUUGCUCGAGAGUUUGUUCGGCUCAAGUCAGAAUCCCGGGGGAACGAUGACUCCGGAUCGAGUACAACUGGAACCAACACUGCCUCUGCACCUUCAACUCUUCGGCGAAGCAAAUAG
Rodentolepis nana is the source of this 1926-nucleotide messenger RNA. NCBI's taxonomy places the organism in Eukaryota, Metazoa, Platyhelminthes, Cestoda, Cyclophyllidea, Hymenolepididae. The record is from the annotation of a GenBank genome assembly.